Nematolebias whitei (Rio pearlfish) is the source of this 4806-nucleotide messenger RNA. RefSeq names its product coiled-coil domain containing 88B (gene ccdc88b). The transcript is spliced from 28 exons. Gene Ontology annotation, molecular function: microtubule binding; dynein light intermediate chain binding. Lineage: Eukaryota; Metazoa; Chordata; Actinopteri; Cyprinodontiformes; Rivulidae. Gene Ontology annotation, cellular component: centrosome; cytoplasm. Gene Ontology annotation, biological process: cytoplasmic microtubule organization; cytoskeleton-dependent intracellular transport. Bases 1 to 4806 code for a protein of 1601 amino acids. The record is from RefSeq and is a predicted model, not a curated record.
AUGGACUCUGACACUGAGGAGAUAAUAGAGGAAUUCAUGGGCAGCGCGCUGGCGCAGUGGGUCCUGCUGUUUGAGUGUAUGGUGGAGACGGAGAGCAGCGUCCAGCUCUACAGCCAGUACAUGGAAGUGAACUCGGAUUUCAAGAGCGCUCGAGAGCGCUACACGACGCUGACCGAUGGGGUUUUCCUCAACGAGGUCAUGAGGCUCAUAGACCCGAAUCCCAAGGUGGAGCAGCUUUACGAGAGCGAGAGAGACGACCACAUGCUGAGAGUUCAGAACUUCUCCAUCUUAAAUCGACAUCUCAGGGCCUUUUAUCAGGAAAACCUGCAACAGUUGAUCCUCAUGCCCCUCCCAAACGUCGCCAUACUGGGGCAGGACCCCCUAACAGAGGCAGCUGUGGAGGAGCUCAGGCGACUGUUGCUACUCUUACUGGGCUGUGCAGUGCAGUGCGAGAACAAGGAGACGUUCAUUCAGCAGAUCCAGUCUCUGGACAUCGAGACUCAGGCUGCCAUCGCCAGCUGCAUUCAGCAGGUGACUCAGGACCGUCGCACGGUGCUGCCGCUUCAGUGGGAGGAGCUGGUGGAGGCUGAAAGCUCAGACUUGCAGCCGGUCUUCAGCUCCAUGGCCAAACAGAUCCAGAACCUGCUGGCACAGAGAGAUGCACACCUGGAGAGGAUAGCGGAGCAGAAAGCUCAGGUUGAGUCCACGCUGGCACCCCUGGGCGGCCACGGUGACGAAGCCCCCCAGAGCUUGACGCUCCAGCUGGCAGACAGCAAGGCCAAACUCCGCCGCCUCAAACAACAACUGGAAGACAAAGGUGAUCAGAUUCUGGAUUUCAAGCAGGAGGUUCAGACGAUGGAAGAUCAACUGAAGAAACUUCAAAAAGAGAACCGAGCUUUGCAGGGCGAGGCGAGGGGCAUGCGAGCGCUGCGGGACGAGCUGGACUGCGCUCGGGAGCGAGCUGCACGGACCGAGCAGCUCCAGACGGAGCUUCAGAGCUGUAAACACAGACUGCGAAGCCUGGAGCUCACACGCACUCAGCUGAAGGAGCAGCAGCAGCUGUGCGCAGCGCUGCAUGAAACUAAAACUCUGCUGGAGGAACAACUGGCCGACGCACGAACCCGCUGCUCAUCACUACGGGAGCUGGAGAAGGACAAUCUGCUGCUGCGUCAACACAUCAUGGACGUUGAAGCGGAGCGGGACACCGAGAGGCAACGGGUCGACGAGCUGCUGGAAAUGAACCUGAGCCUGGAGGCUGACCUGAGGCACCGGAGAACUUCCAAGGGGAACAUUCCCACUUCGAUCGUUUCAAUUCACGAGCGCUUCCUUCAAUUGGAGCUGGAUUCUGACGAGGAGCUCGCAGAACUGAUCGAUCAGAAGCCUCUGAGUGUCGAAGUGGGCGAGGCUUCGACGCUGAGGCUGCUGGGAGCCGAGCAGGAGAACGCCGAGCUGAGGAGACGACUGGAGGAGCUGCAGGCCCAGCAGGAGGCUGAUUCUCUGGAUGUGAAGGAUGAGCGGGAGCUGAAGCAUCAGAACACACUCAGGGAGUGUGAAAACUUGAAGAAUGAAAACGCCACUUUAACGCAGCACCUGGAGGAGCUGCUGAGGAAACUUCAGCACCUCGAAGACAAGGAGACGAAGGAGCAGGAAGGUGUAGCGAAGCUGGGCAGAGAGGAGGAGAAGGUUGUGAGAGGAGUUCAGGGCUCGGAAACACCACGAGGAGAGGGGGAGGGAAGGGUGAGGAUGAUGGUGGAGAGGGAGAAAAGAGGAGAAAUGAUGGGUACACGGCGAGAAGCAGGAGUGGGUGAGGAGGGUCUGCAUGUUCCUGGGUGGAGAGGUGAAAUAUGUGACGAGGAGAUGGAGAUCAAAAGGAGAGGAGAGGCAGAGGGAGGACAGAAAGAAGUGGACAAACGGGACAAAGAAAGUGAACAAAAGUUGGAAACAUCAAGACCUGAGCAUCUAAAACCCUUGGAGGAGACUUCAGAUACCGCUCACCUGGCUGUGUGUUCACUGUCCACUCCUGACGUCGAGCUCCUGACAAACCGGCUCCAGAAGAGCCAGGAGGAGGCUGAUCUGCAGGACGAGCUGGUCCAGGAGCUGCGCUUAAAGCUGGGGGAGCAGAGCAGGAGAACGUGGGAGGCUGAGCAGAAGCUGCUGCUGGUGGAGGCUGAGCUGCAGAGGCUGAAGAAAGCUGCAGAGAGUCUGGUGGAGGCCCGAAGGCAGAUGGAGGUCCUUCAGUCCGAGGCGCUGGUCAUGGAGGAGGAGCUGUGCCGCCUGCGGAGCCAAGCGGAGCUCCACAGGAUGCAGACCACGGUCAUUGCCACCCUGGAGGGGGAGCGAGCCGCUCUGGAGAGGGAGAGAGACACGCUGUGUGGCACGGUGAACGCCCUGCGAGCCGCCCAGCGCAAGAGCGACCAGUUCAGUCUCACCAUCCAGACUCUGAAAGCAGAGCUGGAGCGUCAGGGGCGCAGUCUGGAGACGUCCCGCCGGCGGGAGGAGCAGCUGGGGGCCGAGCUCCGCGAGGCCACCCUGGAGUCCGAGUCCCUGGUCAGAGCGCGAGACCAGGCGCUGCUGGAGGCUUUGAGGCUCGAGCAGGAGAAGGAAAACUGCCAGUCGGAGCUGGACGACCGACGCAAGGAGGGGCGGCAGAGAGAGAGGGAGGCGGCGAGACUCAGGCAGCAGCUGGAAAGCACCAGCUUGGCCUUGGAGCACAGCAACCAGAGAGCUUGUGCUCUGGAUGCUGAACACAGACGUGUGUGUCAGCAGUUUUCUGAGUCUAAGGAGCUCUGCACUCGGCUGCAGGACCUGGAGAAGCAGCUCAGCACUCGAUUAAACAGCAUGGAGGAGGUUAAACAGCAGCUGCAGGAGCAGUACGCAGAGGCUCAGGCCAACAUUGGCUCACUUUCUCAGGAUCUGUCCGGCGAGCAGGCCCGCUCUCAGAAACUGGCCACUGAAGUCGAGCGUCUGAGCCGGAAACUGCAAAGAUCCGAAGAGGAGCUCAAGACGGCGGCAGAUUCUCUGAAGCGGUCGCAGGCGAACGUGGAGACGCUCUCGCAGAGGCUUAAAAGAAGUGAAUCUCUUGUGAACUCAGAACCGUCACGUGCGGAUGAAAGUCCGGAAACUGAAGAUGGAGCCCCUCGCUCGCCCCGCAGUCACACCGCAGGAGAGCCAGAGAGGGAGCUGAGUGAGAGGGUGAUGGAGCUGGAGAAGGAGGUGUGUGUAGCAGUGGCAGCACAGGAGGCUUUGCAGAUGCGUUUGUCGCAGUCCCAGGAGACGUGUGAGCACCUAAAGGAGCAGCUGGAGGCUCUGCGCCGGCACUCCCUCAGCCUGCAGGACUCGUGCACUAAACUGCAAACGCUCAACACUCAGCUACAGGUGGAGUUAGCAUCUCUGAGCUCCCAGCAUGCAACAGCGCUGGCCCGCAGCAGUGAGAGUGAGGCCCGGAGUGCCGCCCUGGAGGCUGAGUCGAAGGUGUGGGCGCGGGAGCGGGAAGAGUCGGCGGUCAGGAUGGAGGCUCUGAGGCGCGACCACGAGCGGUUGACGGCGCUGCAGCAGCAGCAGGAGGUGGAGCUGGAGGAGCUGCUGGAGAAACACUCCCAGCUAAGGAGCAACUACCGAAGCCUGGAGGCUCAACACCGAGAGCUGGAAGCCAGGUACAAGGAGCUCAUGGACUGUAAAACCCAGCUGGAGGAAAGAGAGAGGGAGAUAAAGAUGGAGAGGCAGAAGAUGGAAGAUGAGGCCCAGGGCAGGCUGGAGAGGGAGCGAGAGCUGGAGAGGCUGAAAGAAGACGGCGAGCGGCUGCAGGCCCAGCAGAAGGACUGGCUGGCCUCGCAGGCGGAGUUGUUGGCUCAGGGCUCCGUGCUGAAGGCAGAGCUGAGUGCCGCCCAGCUGGAUCGGACUCGACUGGAGGGGGAGCUGAGCACCCUGAGGGAAACCAAUCAGAGCUUGGACCUCAGCAACGCUCGGCUCACCAGUCAGUACCAGCUUCUGACGCAGCUAAAGGGGAACAUGGAGGAGGAGAACCGACACCUAGCAGAGCAGAACCAGAGUCUGCUGAAAGAGAACCGGGCCUUGUUGGAGCAGAGCCUGGAGCGCCGUGACCAGCACUACUCUCAGCAGAGAGAGUACCAGGAGAAGCUCAGCGAGCUCCGGCGGGAGAAGCAGAAGUUGGUGGAGAAGAUCAUGGACCAGUACAGAAUCCUGGAGCCCAAUGUGCAGCCUUCAGCCGGCAAAGCCAAAAAAUCUAACUGGAUUGCAGACAGGAUGAAGAAACUAAUCAAACCCCGGGGAGGAGGAGGAAAAGAGGGACGCGCCCUCUUCAUAGCCGUGGGCAGCGUGGAAAACCUGGCCGACAGCAAUGAAUUCACAUCAGACACACACACACCGAAGCCUGACCCCCUCAGUGCUCCGGUCUCUCCUACCCCCGUGAGAAAAGUUGGACAUCAACCAGAAAUAGACAUCUCAGUUCCCGGGACCCCGGCCCCGCGCUUCGGGUCCGGGGGUCGCCGUAAACUGGGCUCUCGCCACGGCUGGGGGCUCGGUUUGACCAGAGGAGGCUCCGGAGUGUCUCAGUCCUUCAGUCCGGGCGACCACAAGACGCCCCCACGCCAGAGGUUUAGCUCCAGCCAGAACUCUUCGUCCAUCCUGUGGGAGGGGGCCGCAAGUCCAACAGGUCCUCCGCAGGACCCCGAGGGUUCGCUCACCAGUCAGGAGAGCGUUGAGGAGGAAGACAGGGGAGAUAACCAACCCUCCGGUGAUGACGUCACAUCGGCUAAAACUAGAACUACAGACUCACAUUUAAACUGA